Lethenteron reissneri (Far Eastern brook lamprey) is the source of this 4179-nucleotide messenger RNA. It is a transcript of the gene PITRM1, whose product is annotated as pitrilysin metallopeptidase 1. Gene Ontology annotation, biological process: protein processing. The record is from RefSeq and is a predicted model, not a curated record. Lineage: Eukaryota; Metazoa; Chordata; Hyperoartia; Petromyzontiformes; Petromyzontidae. Gene Ontology annotation, molecular function: metal ion binding; metalloendopeptidase activity. Gene Ontology annotation, cellular component: mitochondrial matrix.
GAGAGACGCACGCGGGCGAGGAGACGACGUGGAGGUGACGAGGAGUGGAGGAGGAGGAGAGGGGUGACGAGGAGGAGGAGGAGAGGGGUGACGAGGAGGAGGAGAGGCCGCCAUGUCCUGCAGGCUCCUGCGGGCUCGGAGCGGAGCGUGGCGCCGUGCUUGGCGCUGGAGCGUGCGCGACGCGCAUGGCUCCGCCGCUGCGGUGAAGUUGACGCCCGGCGCCAGCGAGCGGGCGCAGCGGCUGGUGGCGGGGCAGCGCCUCCACGGGUACAGCGUGCAGCGGGUGGUGCCCGUGCCCGACCUGUUCCUGACGGCCGUGGCGCUGAGGCACGACAGGACCGGCGCUCAGCACCUCCACCUGGCACGUGAUGACCCCAACAACCUGUUCAGCGUGCAGUUGGCCACCACCCCGCGGGACAGCACCGGCGUGCCGCAUAUUCUGGAGCACGUGGCGCUCUGCGGCUCGCGCCGCUUCCCGUGCCGCGACCCAUUUUUCAAGAUGCUCAACCGCUCGCUCGCCACCUUCAUGAACGCCUUCACCGCGAGCGACUACACGAUGUACCCGUUCUCCACCCAGAACCCUCAAGACUUUCGCAACCUCCUGUCCGUCUACCUGGACGCCGUGUUCUUCCCGCGCCUCCUGGAGCUCGACUUCUGGCAGGAGGGAUGGCGGCUCGAGCACGAAGACCCCAAGGACCCGGGCACCCCCCUCGCCCUGCGUGGCGUCGUCUUUAACGAGAUGAAGGGGGCCUUCGCCGACAGGGAGCAGCUGUUCUGUCAGCAUGCGCAGAAUGCGCUGCAGCCGGAGCACACGUACGGCGUCGUGAGUGGGGGACACCCGGCCCACAUCCCUGAACUCACCUGGGAGGGCCUGCGGGCCUUCCACGCCGCGCACUACCACCCGUCCAAUGCACAGUUCGUGACGUACGGAGACCUUCCGCUGGAGCCGACGCUGCAGCAGAUCGAAGCCGAGGCACUGAGCCACUUCGAGCGCAUCCAGCCCGACACGGCCGUGCCCAGCCAACCGCGCUGGAGCCAGCCGAGGGAGGUGCACGUGACCUGUGAGGCUGACCCCCUGGCCCCCGACCCCAGCAAACAGACGACCGUCAGCGUGAGCUUUCUCCUGGGAGACAUCACGGAGGUGUUUGAGUCAUUUGUGCUGAAUGUGGUCUCCUCUCUGCUCGUGUCCGGGCCCAGCGCGCCCUUCUACCGGGCCCUGCUCGAGUCCGGGAUGGGCUCCCACUACGCCCCAGUUACCGGGUAUGACGGCAGUACGCGCGAUGCGGCGUUUGGCGUGGGGCUGCAGGGCGUUGCGCCGGGGGACGUGGAACGCGUGACGAGCGCCGUGCACGCCACCAUCGCCAGCGUCGUGCGGACGGGAUUUGAGGCUGAGCGGAUCGAGGCUCUUCUGCACAAGAUGGAGUUGGGUCUCAAGCACCAGGGAACCAACUUUGGGCUGACGCUGGCGACCGCGCUGGCGUCGAGCUGGGGUCAUGGCGGUGACCCCGUAGAGAUGCUGCGCGUGGACGCGCACGUGCGCCGCCUGCGCUCACUGCUGGCGACGGAGCCCUCGUUCCUGCAGGACGCGGUGAAGUGGCACCUGCAGGACAACCCCCAUCGCUUGACCCUGGUGAUGACCCCCGACCCCGGCUACGCGGAGCGGCAGGCGGAGAAGGAGGCGGAGACGCUGCGGGCGCUGGCGGGCGGUCUCUCCGCCGAGGAGCGCGAGCGCGUGCACCACAAGGGCCUGGAGUUGCUGGCGCUGCAGGACUGCCAGGAGGACGUCUCGUUCUUGCCCACGCUCCGAGUGUCGGACAUCGACCCGCAGAUCCCACGCACGCACACACGGCUCACCUGGGCCGAGCGCGACGUGCCAGUGCAGGUGAGCGAGCAGCCCACGAACGGGGUCGUGAGUUUCCGCGCGCUGCUUUCGCUCGCGGCCGUGCCGUGCGACCUGCAGCCGCUCGUGCCCCUCUUCUGCCACGUGCUCGCCAAAGUGGGUUGCGGUGACAUGGAUUACCGGCAGCUAUCCCAGUGGAUCGAUCUCCGCACCGGUGGCCUCGAUGCCAGCACCAGCAUUCUCCCGGACCACUCGCAGCUGGAUUACUACCAGCAGGCUGUGGUGCUGCACUCGGUGUGCCUGGACAGGAACGUUGCCGAGAUGAUGCAAAUCUGGACCGACAUCUUUACCGGGCUGCGCUUCGUGGACGCCGAGCGCCUGCGCACACUGGCGCUCAUGCUGACGCAGGAGCUGUCGAACGGCGUCGCCAGCAACGGGCACCGCUACGCCAUGACCAGCGCCGCCGGCUCCCUGUCGCCCGCCGGCCGACUCGGCGAGAGCCUGCACGGCCUGGCGCAGGUGUCGCUGAUGAAGCGGGUGGCAGAGCAGCAGGAUCUGACCCCGAUCCUGGACGACCUGCAGCGCAUCGCUAACCACCUGCUGCACUCAGGGGGGCUCAGGUGUGCGGUGAAUGCCACCCCGGCUGGCGUGGACAGCGCUGUGAGUGCCGUGUGUGGGUUCGUGCGUUCUAUGGCGGAGCCGGGGGUGGGCUUUGGGCCCGCGCAGCCAGACGUCAUCACGCUACCCCUGCCGUACGAGACGGAGGCGUCUGGCCGCACGGCCCAUCGCACAAUCCUCACCGACCCUGCGUUCAGGCCCCGUGAGAUGAAGACUCACUUCCAGAUGCCAUUCCCCGUCAACUUUGUGACGCAGUGCGUGCGUGCCGUGCCGUUCACUCACCGCGACUUCGCCAGUCUGCGUGUUCUAGCACGGCUGAUGUCUGCCAAGUUCUUGCACCGCGAAAUCCGAGAGAAGGGAGGGGCCUACGGAGGGGGGGCCACGAUUGCCCACGACACGCUGGCCUUCUACUCCUACAGGGACCCCGGCUCCCUGGACACCUUAGCGGCUUUCCGCCGAGCGAGCGAGUGGGCGUGCAAGGGGUCGUUCUCGGAGCGGGACGUUGAGGAGGCCAAGCUGUCCGUGUUUUCCGCAGUCGACGCGCCUGUGGCACCUGGGGAUAAAGGGAUGUCCCUGUUUCUGCACGGAGUCUCGGACAGCAUGCGGCAACAGCAUCGCGAGCGGCUGUUUGCCGUCACGCACGCGAGCCUCACGGACAUUGCCAACAGGUUCCUGGACCCUGUGAGUGGCCCUCGUGCCGUCGUGUUACUGGGCCCCCAGAACCAGGACGUCAGCCGUGACCCCUCCUGGACCAGCUGCUAAUGGAGCCAAGCACGCAGACACAAUGGGGCCUGCCGCACCACACCUCGGGUUGCACAGACACCACACGCAAGCCUGUAAUAUCUAACAAAGGCUGUAUCAUCGUAUCAAGGCCUGCAGAAGCACACUGAGGACUGCUCACACACCAGACUGAUGCCUGAAGCAACGAGGCUCGCACUCCAGGCACACUGCACUCAUGAUGCCUUGCGGUCCACACACAGUGUUAUUAUUAUUUGCAACUUAGCAAUGUUGCUAAAUUUGCGACUUUUUGGGUUUCGACAAAAUUUCAUACAAAAUCGCGCAGAUUUUUGGAGUGAUUCCUGAUGUAUGUUUUAAUGAUUGAUGAUAAGUUAACGCGUAAUAAUUAGUAAAUAGUCUCGUGACAUGUUUUAGUAGAUAGGUUAUUUGAACUUAUCUACGUGACUUUACCGAAAGACCCAAAGAAUAUGAAUUUCUGCAGUCACGAAAGCUUUAAGUCAACAUUUUUUACAACUUUUGAAGGUUUAGAGACAGAAUAUUUUUGAGGUACACUUUGGUAUGUUUUGCAAGCCGGUAUGAUUCAUAAUUGAUUUUUAGGUUCCGCCAAAUUUUUGUCAUGUAACCUUUUAACACCCUAAGCCAAACAUCAAAUUGUCCCAACCGGUCGGUUAUGACAAUUGUUCUUCCACUUACUGGUGAGCUGAAAGAAUAACACUAUCACAAUUUUUGUUCCUGGGUGUUAAGUGUUAUUUUGUAAUUGCUUAUGCCUAAAAAGUAUACAAAAUGGCUAUUAUUUCCCACAAUCUGUGCUUUUGUGACCAGGACAGUGAUAUUUUGAAAUUUACCUAUUGUCAAUGAAAAAACUGGCGAAUUUGUAUCUUUUGAUUCACAUAAAAUCAGAAAAAACAACAUGAAUAAAAAUGUACAUGUAUUUAUAAUAAUAUUUAUAAAGUAAUACAAAAAUGACUACAAAAGAUUUAGAA